Molecule: messenger RNA, 1296 nt
Organism: Aspergillus eucalypticola CBS 122712
Lineage: Eukaryota; Fungi; Ascomycota; Eurotiomycetes; Eurotiales; Aspergillaceae
Exons: 14
Coding region: 1-1296 (431 amino acids)
Source: RefSeq, a predicted model, not a curated record
AUGCCCGACUCGGUUAGCGCGCCCAAGGCGGGCGGGCACGGCUGCUCCCCUAAACUAUUUCCUGAAACAAAGCAGCUUACCCGUGACACCUGCUGUCGAUACCCAUCGAGACAUCAACCGGCUCCAACGCAGAAGAUAGAUAGUAUCUCCUCAUACACUGUCCCCCAACGGCCCAUGAUCGCCGGCCAGACAGUUGGAAACGCCUCCCCAAUGGCAUCCAGUCGUGUCACGGAGCCAACGUUGCACGACAUGAUUUGUGCAGAGCCGGUGGCUGCCCAAAAAAGAAGCACAUGCACGCCGUUCAGAACUUAUAAUGCCACUGCCUUCUCCCCAGCAAAUCAGAUUGAAGUGGCAGAGCGACGAGAGAUAAAAAGUACGCGAGAUGUGCAGAUGAUGGUAAUUGGAAACAAGCGCGAUCUGAUCAAGAACCAGCGACCAAGGACACGGAGGACGACUAAUGCAGCCGGCAAGGAGGUGAUCCUGGAAAGGAGCACGGAAUUCGGAGAAGACUUUGCCCAACCAGUCAAGGGACCGACCUCUCCGACUAUAGUAAGUAAAGAAUUUAGCCACUGUUCAGCAGUCAUCAUCAUUCUGACGACCACCACACCAGUAACGGAAAAAGGGAAAUACCACUACAGAAGAAAUUUUGAGUCAGAAGUUAGGAACCGAUUCCUCGGACGCGACGGGCAGGUAAGUAUGAAAAAGUACUCUCAGUACUUUGACGACCAGCUAGCUGUUUCUGCUUUCAUCCGCAAUGGUCCUUCUAGCGCCCUCGCCCUGCCUGUUCGCCCCCGCGACCGCGGAUGGAGCUGCGAGCAACCAGAACCAGCGCGCCAAUUUUGCAGCUUUUCGACUCUAGUAAACGAUAGGCUCAAUUUACGCUGGGUCCAGGAGCCCUCUAAAACUUCCCGAAGAACAAUCUGGAUGUUCUUCCCCCCGACAAGUUGGGGGAUUCGCAGCCCUCCAAGAGGGAAAAAGGAUGAGGAUGAUGUGCUUCUGAAGAGGAGGUCUGUUCGCCAUUGCAUAGUACCUUGCAGAAAAUUAUGGGACGGGGAAUGGGCGAGGGUUAUGCGACCGACGCAGGGGGAAACUGCAUUUACUAGAUUGAUUAUGGUUAAUGCCAAAGCGUUUUUUUGCCUCCUGUUGAUCAGGCCACCCAGCAAAACCACCAGAUUGAUGCGUGAUGAUCGCCUUGCCCCGUCUGUCAGCCUCAUCGUUAGUAGAUGCUGGAUCCCUUGUCAGUGGAGCCAUUUCCUUCACACGGCACAUAUGGCAGCUAUACACAUCCAUUUUUAG